Molecule: messenger RNA, 1030 nt
Organism: Neltuma alba
Lineage: Eukaryota; Viridiplantae; Streptophyta; Magnoliopsida; Fabales; Fabaceae
Exons: 1
Coding region: 103-399 (98 amino acids)
Source: RefSeq, a predicted model, not a curated record
UUGGCGCUCACAUCAGCCAAGCCGAAUCCUUCUCACCAACUCUCAUACUCUGUCCCAAAGCCUCUCUGUUUCUCAUCUCGUCCGUCUUCCUCUUCUUCUUCCAUGGCUGGUCUUCAACAAUACAACUUCUUCCCCACUGAUCUCUUCUAUCCUCGUCCUCAGCCUUCUUCUUCGUCUCUGGAAUCGGCUUCUGUUAAACCCUCAAGUCUUCCCCUUAAAAGCCCUGAUGUUGAAAUCUCUCAGGAUCUUCGUCUUCAGGAGCGACCAAAGAAGAAGCCGCAACAACCUUCAGAAUAUGCUCUGCUUCAUAAUCUCAAGAAGAAGCAGUCUAAAUACUCAAUAAACCCGCUCUCUUUGGCGGUCUUCAUUGAAGACGGCGACGUCCCUCGCAAUAAUUGAAUUUUGCUUUCGCCAUAACUCCCAAGGAAAGAUCUUCAUUUUUAUGCUGUAACCCUCUUUUCUGUUCUCUCUCUAGAAUUAGAUUUUUCCUUUUUGCUUGUUUUCUCAUGUAUAUUUCCUUAUGUGAGGGUUCUGUAAAACCCAUGAAUCUCAGGUUGAUCUUCUUCUAAGUUUUUCUUUCACCCUGCCGAGGAAACAAAGGUAUGUGUGUAUGCGAUUUCUUGAAUCGCCGACCAAUAGAACCAGAGCGUUCAUGACGUUAAAGGUCCUGAACCCUGAAAGUCGAAGUUAACAAUAAAACCGAAGCUCGUGAGUUAUUAUAUUUUGAUGGCUUCAGCGUUUUCUAGUUUAGACGAACGUGUAGUUGAACAGAGGCAACUCUGGAUGUCAGCGAUCGAAACGGCGGGGACGUUAGAGUUAGGUUGUUUCGGUCUUCAGAGAAUGUCACGAAGGAUUCCGAAUUGUCAACGGUGAAUAGUAACUCCCAUCCCAUGCGAAAAUCAAUGAGAGAGAAAAUAGAUCCCAGAGCGCGUGUGUGUGCGUGUGCGUGUGCGUGUGUGUGACCUUCGUGUUGGAGAAUAUGCCACGGCGUGUAGCUCACGAAAGUAUAUUUUCAUAAAAGCGAAUAUCC